UUCUCUACUCUCUUCUUCCUUCCUUGCCCUCCUCGUGCCCGGCGCAUCUUUUUGGCCAUCGCUUCCAUCCAUCACCCGAAAACCCACUCUUUCUUUUGCUUGCCUUAACCCGAAGCACAAAGAAUCCAACCCUACCUGACAACUCUCUCUCUCUUUCUCUCUAGUGUUCUCCAAUAUUCUGACGGUAAAGGUCUUUUAGGGGUUCUCAACAAAUCUGAGUGGUGGUCGGGAAGGGAUGAGUCGCUGAUUGCUUGUUGCUUGGUUCGGUCGGCGUUGAUGCUGCUCCUCUAAAGGGUCGAUACAUAGAGGCGAAUCACUAUUCUAUAAGCGACAAUUAUGGCUACACUUACUGACAUAGGGCUUGCUGCAGCCAUCAACAUACUUGUUGCCAUUGCAUUCUUAGUAGCAUUUGCUAUACUAAGACUUCAACCAAUAAAUGACAGAGUUUACUUUCCAAAGUGGUAUCUUAAAGGUGUAAGAAGCAGUCCAACAUGCUCAGGGGCAUUUGUCCGCAAGUUUGUGAACUUAAAUUUGAGUUCAUAUUUGAGAUUUCUGGGAUGGAUGCCAGCUGCUCUCAGGAUGCCAGAGCCAGAGCUGAUAAACCAUGCAGGACUUGAUUCUGUUGUAUAUUUACGCAUAUACUUGAUAGGACUUAAAAUCUUCGUUCCAAUGGCAAUCCUAGCAUUUGCAGUCUUGGUGCCAAUCAACUGGACAAACACUGAUACCUUGAAAAAUUCUGAAGUGGAGUUCAGUAACAUAGACAAACUUUCUAUUUCAAAUAUUCCUUUGAGUUCACAGAGGUUCUGGGCUCAUUUAGUUAUGGCAUAUAUCUUUACCUCCUGGACAUGCUAUGUCUUGUUUAAGGAGUACGAAAUUGUUGCAUCAAUGAGGUUGCAUUUUCUUGCAUCUGAGAAACGCCGUCCUGAUCAGUUUACAGUCCUUGUUAGAAAUGUGCCACCUGACCCUGAUGAAUCAGUCAGCGAGCUUGUUGAACACUUUUUCCUUGUCAAUCAUCGGGAUCACUAUUUAACUCAUCAGGUUGUCUAUAAUGCAAACAAACUUUCUAAGCUGGUAAAAAAGAAGAAGCAGAUGCAGAAUUGGCGUGAUUAUUAUCAACUAAAAUAUGAUAAGGAUCCAUCUAAAAGGCCUGCAGUAAAGACUGGUUUUCUUGGACUCUGUGGUGAAAAGGUGGAUGCUAUUGACUUUUACAAAUCUAAGAUUGACGAGCUCUCUAAAAAGGAGACUACAGAACAAGAAAUGAUAAAAAAGGAUCCAAAGUCCAUUAUGCCAGCUGCAUUUGUUUCCUUUAGGACACGGUGGGGGGCAGCUGUAUGUGCUCAAACACAACAAACUAGAAACCCAACUUUAUGGUUGACUGAGUGGGCUCCAGAACCUCGGGAUGUGUAUUGGCAGAAUUUAGCUAUUCCAUUUGUUUCCCUCACAGUCAGACGGUUGAUUAUAGCAGUUGCCUUCUUCUUUCUUACCUUCUUCUUUAUGAUUCCAAUCGCAUUUGUACAAUCUCUUGCUAACAUCGAGGGAAUCGAGAAGGUUGUUCCAUUUUUGAAGCCCGUAAUUGAAGUGGGAACUAUCAAAUCAUUCAUCCAAGGUUUUCUUCCAGGAAUUGCUCUGAAGAUCUUUCUUAUAUUGCUCCCUACAAUAUUGAUGCUUAUGUCGAAGUUUGAAGGAUUUACAUCCUUGUCAGCAUUGGAGAGAAGAUCUGCAUCUAAAUAUUACCUCUUUUUACUUGUAAAUGUAUUUCUUGGGAGCAUCAUUACUGGAACAGCAUUCCAGCAGCUAAAUAGGUUUAUUCACCAGUCAGCAAAUGAAAUUCCAAGGACAAUAGGUGUAUCUAUUCCCCAGAAAGCAACAUUCUUCAUUACCUACAUCAUGGUUGAUGGUUGGGCUGGAAUUGCUGGGGAGAUCUUAAGACUGAAACCUUUAAUAAUAUAUCAUUUGAAGAAUUUUUUUCUGGUGAAGACUGAGAAAGACAGGGAAGAAGCUAUGGAUCCUGGAAGUAUCGAUUUUGCCUCAUCUGAACCUAAGAUACAGCUGUACUUUCUCCUUGGUCUUGUAUAUGCAGUGGUCACACCGUUCUUGCUUCCUUUCAUAAUAAUUUUCUUUGCCUUGGCAUUUGUUGUCUUUCGUCAUCAGAUUAUAAAUGUCUACAAUCAAGAAUAUGAAAGUGGGGCAGCAUUUUGGCCCGAUGUUCAUCGCCGCAUUAUUACUGCUCUAAUUAUUUCCCAGCUGCUUCUACUUGGUCUUUUAAGUACAAAGCAUGCUGUAAAUUCAACACCUUUGCUACUAGUUCUUCCUGUGUUGACUAUAUGGUUUCAUAGGUUCUGCAAGAAUCGAUAUGAACCUGCAUUUGUUAAAUUUCCACUCCAGGAAGCAAUGAUGAAAGAUACAUUAGAGCAUGCCAGGGAACCUAACCUAGACUUGCGAGCAUACCUCCUGAAUACAUAUGUACACCCAGUAUUUAAAGAUGGUGAGGAUGACGAUAGCUUUUCGGAUGAUGGGGAACAAGAAUGUGAGAAUGUCUUAGUGCCCACGAAGCGCCAAUCCCGGAAGAACACACCAGUUCCCAGUAAAUAUAAUGGUUCAUCUUCUCCUUCUCUUCCCGACAUCGCCAAAGAAGAGCUAUAAUAUAUAAUGGAUAUGCACUCCUAAUUCCCCUGUACAUUAGCAUCACGAGGAGUGAAUUGAAGGGGUGUGAUAUAUUUGAUCUCCUCAAUUUGAUAUGCUGAAGAUAGAUCUAACUCAAUGCACACUGUGGAUUCAGCUACUCAGAUCAGGAUGGAUAUGGACACUUCACUCGUUCACAAAAGUUAUGUUAUCAUGUGGUUAAUCUUCACUUCAAACACAGCUUUACAAAGGUCUCCUGUUGUAAUUGGCCCAUUUGUUUCAGUAGCAUGGCUUGCUUUCAACCAAGUCAAAGUCAUCCGAUUUAUCUUUCUAUCACAAACUCUAAUACUAUGUUGGAUUUUUUUUCGAUGAAUACAGACUCGAACAAAAUUGUGGACA
Messenger RNA from Musa acuminata subsp. malaccensis (wild Malaysian banana), 3021 nucleotides. Lineage: Eukaryota; Viridiplantae; Streptophyta; Magnoliopsida; Zingiberales; Musaceae. The record is from RefSeq and is a predicted model, not a curated record.